This is a messenger RNA of Cinara cedri, 842 nucleotides long. NCBI's taxonomy places the organism in Eukaryota, Metazoa, Arthropoda, Insecta, Hemiptera, Aphididae. The record is from the annotation of a GenBank genome assembly.
AUGGUUGACAGUACAUCUGGGGCAUUGAUGGCCUCGUCGAGAAGAGAAGAGGUGAAGGAGACAUCAGCCUUAAUACGGUGAGAAUGAAGAGUAGGUAGGUUAAGGAUAGAACGGAUAAUUGAAUAAUUUUAUUCGGUAUGAUACAUUUUUAGCCGGUAGACAGCGAUUGACAGAAACUUAAUUUGCAUGCGCUCAAUGCGAAGCUGGUUGCUUGCGAAGUGGGGAUGCUAAACUACUAAGUCAUAUUCAAAUGUUGGCCAAAUAAGUGAUGAGUAAAGUGCACGGAGACAGGUAAGAAGAAAAGUCUAAGGUGUUUCACUUGAAAAAACUCAGAACUCCUAGAGCUCGGUAAAUGAUAAAAUUAAUAUGGUGCUCAAAUGACAAAUUGGGUGUGAAAUAGAUAUCUAAAUCUUUUACAAGAGUGACGCGCUUAAAUAAGGAGCUGUUAAGAGAAUAGUGGUAGGAGAUGGGUGAAAAGCCUCUGGUGAAUGACAUAAUGUGGCACUUUUUUCCGAUUUUAAGACAAUAGUUGACCCUGUUAACGUAAGUACAGAAAGAAUCAAGGUCGGAUUGAAGACGAAGGCGGAGAAUUAACUCUGAUAAAUAACUUAAUGUCAUCGACAAAUAUAAGGGCCUUGGCAGUAGUUAGGUUGUCAUUGAGGGAGUUUAAGAACAAAAUGAAAAGAAGUGGACUGAAAUUAAAACCCUGCGGGACACCAGAGGAAAUGAAAGACAGAGCGAAUGAAAUACUAUUAACGGAGACGAAUUGUUUUCUACCAUUAAGAUAUGAUGAAAUCCAGGAAAGGAGAGAAUUGUCAAGAACUUUAAUGAAAAGUCUAUGA